UUUUUAGGCUGCCCGCCCCCCAUCCCCGCAGUCCCCGGGCCGCGCACGGGCAGGCGGGGGCGAGGGGGCGCCGCCGCGCGAGUCCCCCUCCGGUCCCCCCCCACUUGGCUCGGCCGCCCGCCGCUUUGUUCCGGGCGCGCGGAGGGAAGGCGAGGCUGCGACGGAUCAUGCCCAUGGUGUAGCCGCCAAGCGGAGGCAUGGCUGCCGGAAGGUUACUGCUCUAUACGGGCCUCUCGCUAGCGCUCUGCGCCCUCGGCAUGUUGGCCGUGGCCAUCUGCUCGGACCACUGGUACGAGACGGACGCCAGGAAGCACAGGGACAGGUGCAAGGCCUUCAACACCCGCCGGAUCGACCCCGGCUUCAUUUACAACAACAACAACAACUUGCCGCUCCGGGCGAGCCGCUCCCGCCUGGACCGCUGGGAGGGCAAACUCCUCCGGGCCCGGAAUCGCCGGCAGCUCUUCGCCAUGAGCCCGGUUGACGAGUGCAGCCGGCAGUACAACUCCACCAACAUGGGCCUCUGGAGGAAGUGCCACCGGCAGGGCUUCGACCCCGAGAUCGCAGCCCUCAUUCGGAAAGGAGAAAUUGAGCGAUGCACGUACAUCAAAUACCACUACUCCUCAGCCACCAUCCCCAGGAACCUCACUUUCAACAUCACGAAGACCAUCCGCCAGGAUGAGUGGCACGCCCUUCACCUGCGCAGGAUGACCGCCGGCUUCAUGGGCAUGGCGGUGGCCAUCAUCCUCUUCGGCUGGAUCAUCGGCGUGCUGGGCUGCUGCUGGGACCGGGGCCUUAUGCAGUAUGUAGCAGGGCUUCUCUUCCUCAUGGGAGGAACCUUCUGCAUCAUAUCACUGUGCACCUGUGUGGCUGGAAUCAACUUUGAGCUGUCACGUUACCCACGCUACCUGUACGGACUCCCCGAUGACAUCAGCCAUGGAUACGGAUGGUCCAUGUUCUGUGCGUGGGGAGGCCUGGGCCUCACACUAAUCUCGGGAUUCUUCUGUACCUUGGCCCCUUCUGUCCAACCUGUCCCGAGGACCAACUGCCCUAAAUCCAGACCCGAGAAUGGGACAGUGUGCUAAAAAACAAACCCAUACAUAUAUAUAUAUAAAUAUAUAUAUAAUAUACAUAUAUAAAACAAAACUAACUCAAGAUGAUGCCAGUGCCAAGGUAGAGUUGAGUUUGCUCAGGCACUCGCAUCUCGUCGGACUUUGUGUUGCCUCAUCACCGAGAUGGGGAGAGCGUCUCCAUCAUGUGGCUCUUCCAUCACUUCUUAACUUUUGGCUCCACGGUUUCUUGAAGACAGAGUGAACAUCACCACUCGUGAUAGCGUCCUGACCCCAUCACUCACGAGGAUGGGGUGGUGGGCUGGGAAGGGACAGUGCCAGUGAUCUGAAGCGGCACGAAUGUAGAGAAAGACGCACCAUCCAUUGGGCCAGCAGUGAGGACACCACCCCAGCACCGAUCAUGUUGCAGAGAAACAAAGCCCUUAGCUCAUAGAAUGUAACCACAUCUUUGAGGUCAUUUGCAGAACCACUUCUCCUGAUCUUCCUGUUCUGAUUCCCUUCGUGGCCCACCAGCGACACACAAGUGGAAGAGAAAACAGACUGAGAAGGAAGUUUUCUCUUUGUUGCCAAACUUUUUGGACAAAGUUACAGAGGUGGGAAGGGGGAGAGAACAACGUGCUGAGAGGCAAGAUCCACAUCAAUAAAAGGACACUUCAGUGGAUGCUCAGAAAA
This is a messenger RNA of Suricata suricatta (meerkat), 1739 nucleotides long. It is a transcript of the gene TMEM178B, whose product is annotated as transmembrane protein 178B. NCBI's taxonomy places the organism in Eukaryota, Metazoa, Chordata, Mammalia, Carnivora, Herpestidae. Gene Ontology annotation, cellular component: membrane. Bases 198 to 1082 code for a protein of 294 amino acids. The transcript has 4 exons. The record is from RefSeq and is a predicted model, not a curated record.